Coccidioides posadasii C735 delta SOWgp is the source of this 1041-nucleotide messenger RNA. RefSeq lists its product as uncharacterized. Gene Ontology annotation, biological process: vesicle-mediated transport. The record is from RefSeq and is a predicted model, not a curated record. Lineage: Eukaryota; Fungi; Ascomycota; Eurotiomycetes; Onygenales; Onygenaceae. Gene Ontology annotation, cellular component: membrane.
CAAUUGUUCACGGCAACUAAAGCUGCUGUUCAGAUCUGUUGUCCAGUAGCUGGUCUCAACAGGGGGUUUGAUCUUCCGAGAAACAAGUAUCAGGCUACCAGGCCAUCAAGAUGGCGUCCUCUUCCAAGCCAGCGACAUCUCUCCUCUACGCCUGCAUUGCCCAUAGAACGACCAUUCUCGCGGAACACUCCUCCCCAGGCACCUCGUCCACCUCCGCCUCCUCGCUCGCCUCCAUCAUUCUCCCCAAGAUAAGCCACCAAUCAGCCCAAAAGCUCACAUACACCCAUGACCGACUCUUCAUACACUACAUCGCCGAUUCUCCCUCGGCAUCGGCCUCCUCCUCAGAACCCGAUUCGCACGCCCCACUCAGCUAUCUCGUCGUAGCCACCGCCGAGCUGGGCCGCCGCAUCCCCUUUGCCUUCCUCCUCGAAAUCAAGCGCAAGUUCCUCAGUGCAUACAGCCCGGAAAGCAUCGACUUCGGCUCCCUGCCGGCGUACGGCUGUGCGGCAUUUAACAAUGAUCUGCGCGCUCUGCUGCAGCAGUACAACACGGCCCCGCCGUCCGAUUCCCUGGCGUCUGCGCGCAAGGAGAUCGACAACGUGCGGGAUAUCAUGACGGAGAAUAUCGAGCGGGUGCUGGAACGUGGGGAGAGGAUAGACUUGCUUGUGGACAAGACGGAUCGGUUGGGCAGCAGUGCGAGGGAUUUCAGGGUUCGGAGCCGGGAUUUGCGCAGACGGAUGUGGUGGAAGAAUGUAAAACUGAUGGCGUUGCUGGCGGUGGUUGUGCUGUUUUUGAUAUAUCUGUUCGUAGGCAUUGGGUGCGGAUUGCCUGCAUGGGGAAGAUGCGUUGGGAAGAAGGAGUAGAGGAGAAUGGUUUUCUUCGGUGUUGGUGAGGCUCAUGUUGUUCUAUUUUUGAUUGAUAUCCUAUCCCAUCUUCUUAAUCUUCAUCUCCAUUUCUAUGUUAUUGUCAUGUACGGACUGGAAGCAAGCUCUCUGUUUGUUUUACAAGAGUCUUUGAAGAAUCAAAGAGUAUCAGCGUUUU